AGCAUUUCUAUUUGUUAGGGUGCGGUCCCAUGGACUGAUAUUUUCCGCGUAACGCGUAUCGCGUAACCAAUCAGAAACGUUCCGCGUUUUCUGUUACGCUCGUUUUCAAAAGUUGCGUAGUACGCGAGUUUGCGCGACUUAUGUGAGCGUGGUAUGGCGUGGUACUCAGGCGACAUGGAGGCAUCUCAAAUAAAAUGUGGUUAUUGUAGUUGGCUGCUAGCAUAUCAUUGUAAAAAUAUAUUGGAACAUGAAUGUUUUAAAGAAUACAAUGAAAAUGUUCAUGCUUUGAACAUCGACGAAAAUAAUGUAGCUACUAUUGUGAACAAAUUUGAUGAAGAUGACCUAUUGUCUCAAGAUACAGACUGCAAUGAACUAUCAUCUCAGAGUUUAAAUACAGACUUUGAUGAACGUUUAAUAACGGCAGUACUAGAUAGACCACCAUUAUAUGAUCAUCGAUUAAAUGUUAAAGAAAGAUCUAAACUAAAAAAGGCAGCAUUGUGGGAGGAAGUAAGAAAUGCCAUUAAUAGUAACAUUAGUACAAAAGAAUUACAAAAGAAAUGGAAGUAUCAUCGUGAUUGUUAUAUUCGCGCAAGAAAAAAAGGAAAACAGUAUGUUCCAAGUGGAUCUAGUGCAGCUUCAACAGAUGUAAGAAGUACUUAUAGAUUUUUUGAUCUAAUGAGACCCUUGGACGAUACAUUUCAGACUACAUCAACAAUAAGCACAUUGAUAAAGAGCACACCUGAAAAAAUAUCUGUAAAGGAAAAAGAAAAAAGAAGUAAGGACUUAUCCGAUUGUUCAGAUGUUGAGUCAGAAAUAUGUUCUGAACCGUCAACUUCAUUUCAAAAUUUUGAUAAUACUUCAUCAUUAACUUCAACAUCAACUUCAUCAGCUAAAAAACAACGAAGGAUUAAUCACAAGGGUGAUCAAUCACAACAGUUACAAAGUGCUUUAUUAGAUAUUAUAAAGAUGCCUAUUACAGAAGUUGAUCCUGUUGAUGGAUUUUUAAAAACUUUAGGAGAAACUUUACAUCGUUUGUCAUAUAAAAAGAGAGUUAUGAUGCAAAUUGAAUUUCUUAAAAUGGCUACAGCAGCAGAGUUUGAAAACAAUGAAGAAAUUUAAUAGCAUACGUUAUUAAAGAUAUUGAAGAAAGUAAAAAGUGAUUAAAAAUAUUAAUAAGUUAUUAAAGUCAUUAAAAAGAUUAAUAAG
Messenger RNA from Monomorium pharaonis (pharaoh ant), 1206 nucleotides. RefSeq lists its product as uncharacterized. Gene Ontology annotation, cellular component: transcription regulator complex; nucleus. The coding region runs from base 154 to 1119 and encodes 321 amino acids. The record is from RefSeq and is a predicted model, not a curated record. NCBI's taxonomy places the organism in Eukaryota, Metazoa, Arthropoda, Insecta, Hymenoptera, Formicidae. The transcript has 6 exons. Gene Ontology annotation, biological process: regulation of transcription by RNA polymerase II.